Messenger RNA from Sapajus apella (tufted capuchin), 2253 nucleotides. It is a transcript of the gene RPAP3, whose product is annotated as RNA polymerase II associated protein 3. Lineage: Eukaryota; Metazoa; Chordata; Mammalia; Primates; Cebidae. The record is from RefSeq and is a predicted model, not a curated record. The coding region runs from base 96 to 2093 and encodes 665 amino acids. The transcript has 17 exons. Gene Ontology annotation, molecular function: protein binding.
GGCUUGUGGGCCAGCGCGGGAGGCGGGGCUCGGCGUGAGUCUCUGCUGGGCUGACUGGGCGUCAGUGCGGAGGGUGACGAUCUGGUCAGGCCAUAAUGACUUCAGCAAAUAAAGCAGUUGAAUUACAACUACAAGUGAAACAAAAUGCAGAAGAAUUACAAGACUUUAUGAGGGAUUUGGAAAACUGGGAAAAAGACAUUAAACAAAAGGAUAUGGAACUAAGAAGACAGAAUGGUGUUCCUGAAGAGAAUUUACCUCCUAUUCGAAAUGGCAAUUUUAGGAAAAAGAAGAAAGGCAAAGCUAAAGAGUCUUCCAAAAAAACCAAAGAGGAAAACACAAAAAAUAGAAUAAAAUCUUAUGAUUAUGAGGCAUGGGCAAAACUUGAUGUGGACAGUAUCCUUGAUGAGCUUGACAAAGAUGAUAGUACCCAUGAUUCUCUGUCUCAAGAAUCAGAGUCGGAAGAAGAUGGGAUUCAUGUAGAUUCUCAAAAGGCUCUUGUUUUAAAAGAAAAGGGCAAUAAAUACUUCAAACAAGGAAAAUAUGAUGAAGCAAUUGACUGCUACACAAAAGGCAUGGAUGCCGAUCCAUAUAAUCCCGUGUUGCCAACAAAUAGAGCGUCAGCGUAUUUUAGAUUGAAAAAAUUUGCUGUUGCUGAGUCUGAUUGUAAUUUAGCAAUUGCCUUGAAUAGAAGUUAUACAAAAGCUUAUUCCAGACGAGGUGCUGCCCGAUUUGCUUUGCAAAAAUUAGAAGAGGCCAAAAAAGAUUAUGAAAGAGUAUUAGAACUGGAACCAAAUAACUUUGAAGCAACAAAUGAACUCAGGAAAAUCAAUCAGGCUUUAGCAUCCAAAGAAAACUCACAUCCAAAGGAAGCUGAAACAGUGAUUAAGUCAACAGAGAGCGAGCGAAAACAAAUUGAAGCACAAUGGAAUAAGCAGCAGGCCAUUUCAGAGAAAGAUCUGGGGAAUGGAUUUUUCAAAGAGGGGAAAUAUGAAAGAGCAAUUGAAUGCUAUACUCGAGGGAUAGCAGCAGAUGGUGCUAAUGCCCUUCUUCCAGCUAACAGAGCUAUGGCCUAUCUGAAGAUUCAGAAAUAUGAAGAAGCUGAAAAAGACUGCACACAAGCCAUUUUAUUAGAUGGCUCAUAUUCUAAAGCUUUUGCCAGAAGAGGAACUGCAAGAACAUUUCUGGGAAAGCUAAAUGAGGCAAAACAAGAUUUUGAAACUGUUUUACUUCUGGAACCUGGAAAUAAGCAAGCAGUAACUGAACUCUCCAAAAUUAAGAAGGAAUUAAUUGAGAAAGGACACUGGGAUGAUGUCUUUCUUGAUUCCACACAAAGACAAAAUGUGGUAAAACCCAUUAAUAAUUCACCACAUUCUGGAUCAACUAAACCACUCAAGAAGGUUAUUAUUGAAGAAACUGGUAAUUUGAUACAGACUAUUGAUGUGCCAGACAUCACUACUGCUGCUGCUCCAGAAAGUAAUCCUAUUAAUCUAGCAAAUGUGAUAGCAGCCACAGGCACCACAAAUAAGAAGAAUUCAAGCCAAGAUGACCUUUUUCCCACAAGUGAUACUCCAAGAGCAAAAGUAUUGAAAAUAGAAGAAAUCAGUGAUACGUCAUCCUUACAACCUCAAGCCAAUUUGAAACAGGAUGUAUGUCAAUCUUACAGUGGGAAAAUGCCUAUACAGAUAGGACAAAAACCUGCUCAGUUUGUCACAACUGUUCUUCCUCCAAUUCCCGCAAACUCGUUCCAGCUUGAAUCUGAUUUCAGACAAUUGAAAAGUUCUCCAGAUAUGUUGUAUCAGUAUUUAAAGCAAAUUGAACCAUCUUUGUAUCCUAAGUUGUUUCAGAAAAAUCUGGAUCCGGAUAUAUUCAACCAGAUCAUUAAAAUUCUGCAUGACUUUUACAUUGAGAAAGAAAAGCCAUCACUCAUCUUUGAAAUCUUACAAAGACUUUCUGAACUAAAAAGGUUUGAUAUGGCAGUGAUGUUUAUGUCAGAAACAGAGAAAAAGAUUGCACAUGUAUUAUUUAAUCACAUAGACAAAUCAGGAUUGAAGGAUAAUUCUGUUGAAGAACUCAAGAAAAGAUAUGGUGGUUGAUUUCCAUUUUUGCUGAAAGAAUUGUUUCUGACUUUCAUAUAUAAUUUUUUUCUACUAAAAGUGUUUUGCUUUUUAAGAAAAUGAUACUGUGAUUUAACUAGUGAGAAUUGUAUUCAAGUGAACUCUGUGUUUUUCUGAAAAUAAAAAUAUAAACAAUGAG